Messenger RNA from Cooperia oncophora, 408 nucleotides. NCBI's taxonomy places the organism in Eukaryota, Metazoa, Nematoda, Chromadorea, Rhabditida, Trichostrongylidae. The record is from the annotation of a GenBank genome assembly.
UUGUUCCAGAAUCUCCUUGCCGGUGCACUUUUUGGUGUAUAUUUUGGAUCGGUCCUUGUCUGCAUUUUAAAUGCUAUUGGUGCGACGUGUUGCUACAUGCUUUCCCUUUUAUUUAUGCGACCCAUUGUCGAUAGAUGUUUCUCGAAGCGAUUAUUGGUCCUCAGGAGGAAGAUCAUGUUGGAACGACAACAGCUGUUCAUGUUUCUUCUCGGUGCUCGAAUUUUACCUUUUUGCCCUCAUUGGUUACUAAAUAUCUGCUCUCCGUUUAUUGGUAUUUCUAUACCACUUCAUGCGAUUACGGUGCUUAUAGGUCUGAUUCCAUAUAAUGUGCUGUGUGUACGGGCAGGACGUGUACUCGCUGAUGUACGUUCCAUACACGACGUCUUCGACUUGACGAACAAUUUAUAG